AUGGCGACAGUCCAGGUCCUUCGAACACUUCUGACUCUCUUUAGCUUUCAGCUCGCCGUCCUUAUCUCCCCUGGUUUGGCUUCCAACUCCAUGAUCACCGGCGGCUACCUGACAGAGGGCCAAAACCUGACGUACAGGGAAUACACCCUGACUAUGCAAUCAGACUGCAACCUUGUCCUUAAAAACGGGAGCACAGUAAUCUGGGAGACCAUGACCGGUGGCUAUGGGCAAGGGUGCUACCUCACUCUCUCCCAGAAUGGCAAACUCUACCUCUACGCUCGGUACGGUAUGUACAGUUACGCCAUCUGGAACAGCCGCACAGAGUCCCAGUAUGGGACCUAUGCCCUCGUCCUCCGGUAUGAUGGUACCCUCCGCAUAUACGGCCCCAAUAUUUGGACAGCCAGCUCUUCAUCAGCACAGCCACUCAGCACCACCGGAACAGGCUUAGUCAAUUGUAAGGUCACCGAUUCAGUGCUAUACUCCGGUGAUGUAGCCCCCAUCGGCACCACCAUCGUGAAUGGUGGCAACGUGCUCACACUGCAGUACGACUGCAACCUGGUGCUCACCAGUGACGGAGUCACAAAAUGGCAGACUGGUGUGACCGACAACACUUUGCAUGACUGUUUCGUUAACCUGGAAGCAAACGGUGAGUUUAGAGUGAAGCAUUGGGGUGGUGAUUUACUCUGGACCAACGGAGUGGCUGCAACCGUGUAUGCGGAGUUCGUUCUUGUACUGCAGUCUAAUGCGGAUCUCGGCGUCUAUGGGCCUGAAAUCUGGUCCAGCGUCUCUGCAUCUGGCAUUGGCAAACCUAGUGCUGAUCAUGGGAUUGAGAUGGUCACCGAUAAGUAG
Molecule: messenger RNA, 849 nt
Organism: Dioscorea cayenensis subsp. rotundata (Guinea yam)
Lineage: Eukaryota; Viridiplantae; Streptophyta; Magnoliopsida; Dioscoreales; Dioscoreaceae
Product: mannose-specific lectin CEA-like
Exons: 1
Coding region: 1-849 (282 amino acids)
Source: RefSeq, a predicted model, not a curated record